CAUUGACCAACCCCAGCUCUCUCUCUCUCCCUCUCUCUCCCGCGGUCUGGAUGCCCGUCGAAUCACGCGAAUAUGUGCGUAUGGCCUAUGGCCAGCAACAGGUCUUGAUGCAGGAAUGCCGCAUGCUGCUGUGCAACCCACGGAGGAAGGACUGGCUUCGUUGAAGAAGGCUGCCCUCAGUGCCCCGCUCUCUCUAGGUCUCUCUCGUGUCUUACGCUGUAGCUGUCUAACAUCCAUUUUGACGAAGAGGGUCUAACGGCCACCAAGACACAUCACGCGGACCCCAUGCUCGACGUUGAACCCGCACCCAAAGGUCAACUCUUAACACCAGCAAAAAGCCAGAGGGCAGUUCGCGCAAGAAGCUAUGGCCAUUUUUGCCUCCCUAACCACGACCUAGAAGCUCUGACGAUCGAGAUCCCAAAAAGAUACAAUCGUCAUAUCUCAGUCACAAACAGGAGAGAGUCCUUCAAGAGGACAUAAGUCAACUGACGAUCAGCAAAGCCCCUGCAUUGCAUACCUCACCUACAUACAUACCAUGAGGAAAAGGCCCAAGCCCCUACCCUUGAGGGGACGCGGCUGGGGGUUGAACUUUCAUCAGCCUAAAUUGUUUCUCGAAUGGGGCGGGCCCUUCGAGUGUGCUUCUUCUCUAUUGAGGUGAUGAGAGCGGGAAACCCCAGAUUUCAAUUUCCCUUAGGUUACUACCCCCCUGUCACCACCACCAACCCCGACCCCUCCAUUGAUGAACCACAGACGUCAGUUGAACAAAGCUGGGACCCCGCGGGAGAGAGACGCCACGGCGGUUCGAGUUCUUCUCAGAAAGAAACUACCCCGCUAAAAAGUUCACUUUUGACAGCAGGGCAUCGUUUCUGUUGGGAUCCGCCCUGGAUGUGUUUUCCGCCCUUUCAAAGGGGAGGGGGGUCGCUUUACCCCGGAAUUCUCGUUCGAUCUGGAUGUCACUUGUUGCUGUGGAAGUCUCACCAGCAAGCUUCUGCCAUGCCAUAAUAGAAUAUGGGUUUUGUUUGUGUUUUGCACGCGGCAUUUCCCAGAUGCUUCCCCGAACGGCUGGGAAAGGCGAGCUCACGAUAUGCACCCUGAUGCAAGUCGAAGCAUCGAGAAGGACGACCGACCCUCUUUGAGGUCGUCGUCACCGAGGGAUGAUUUCAUUUUUGCUUCUUGGUAGAUCUAUGCAAGUUGCUUUGCCCACCGGUCUGGAGGUUUCGACGACGCCACGAUAUUGCUACCCACACAUGCUGCCACAGUGCUACUACAUAUACACAACGCUCUCUCUUUUUGGGGUAACGAGGUUGGGGAUGAUGAUGAUCACUUCCCUUUGGUGAUUUCUCCAGCUGCAAGUCGUGGCGAGACAUGUUUGCGUUGACGGCAAUUACACCACGCGGCCUUCCCAUUCUCCGCGUAACUCACCUGCCAGGUAAUCACGCCGCCGGUCACGCCGAGAGUAAGCAAGUAGGAAGACGUCAACGGACAGAUGCGGGGCCCUGUCUAUGUUGUUGUUGUUGUUGUUGUUGUUGACAAGCGAGCAGGUAGAUAUAGAUGGGCUGACAUGCACAGCUCAGUGCCACUGUGUGUUACCUCGACGUAUAUAGCUCAAUGGGAUAUCAACGUAAAGGGUCCCGGGACUCGGUUGGCCAAUCAUUCUUCACUAGAACUGUCACAACUCAGUAAAUGGUUUCGAGGCAAACCAUACUCAUCACUGAACUUUGCCGAGGGCAAGAAACGACUACCUCGACCACCUCUUCCAGAGCUACUUUGUGAAAUAACAUCUCGAUCCGCAUAACAGCCACCAGCUGGGCAUUUAUUUAAAUUCUGCUACAUGAUAUUCAGCAGCACACAUGAUAUCGCUAUUUCCAGCAUUUUACACGAGCAUACAAGACUCCCCCGUCCACACCAUUAGGUCAAUAAGCUUUGAAACCACCUAUUUCAUACAACCUAUAACUUCCUGCAUUCCCAGAUCUUAACCAGGUACACUAUCCAACCCACCCUUCCCAGUCGACUCGGGAACAGCUCCCUUUUGCGCCUUGAGCUUCUCCUCAAACUUGGCAAACUCCUUGAUGGCGAUUUCCUCCUCUUCGUCAAGCACCUGUUCCACGCCCUGAACUUCCUCAAUCUUUUGCGUUCUCAUGUCAGCAAUUGCUCCCGGAAAGUGUGCCAAUAGCAUAAAAACUCACAUAAUGCAUCAACAUGCCCUCAAUCCCAUUCUUGAGCGUAACCGUGCUCGAAUCACAAGUCCUGCACGCGCCCCUGAGUUUCAACAUGACGAUGCCAUUCUCAAAACCCCUGAAUUCGAUAUCCCCUCCAUCUUCCUGAAUCGCUGGGCGGAUCCUCGUUUCCAAGAGCUCCUUGAUCAUGCCAACGACUUCACUGUCGUUUUCGUCGUAUUCUAGACUGUCCCUUUCCCCGGAUUCCUGCUCUUGCUCUGCUGUGGACGGGGAGGAGGCAGAUUGCUGGGAGGUGUUGACAAGGGGCUGGCCGGAGGUGAUGGCUUCGGUGAUGAGGGAGAAGAUCUCGGGGCGGAUGUGGGCCCAGACGGCGUCGGCGGAUUUGGUGACUGUUAUAAAGUCUUGGCCGUAAAAGACCGAGGUGACGCCGUCGACGUUCAUGAGGUUUGCGGCGAGGGGGGAAGGGUAUGGAGGGGAGAUGGUGGAGCGGGGGGAGAGGUAUUCUACGAAGGGGGUGGAGAUGGACUCGGGGAGGACGGGGUGGUUGGGGAGGAAUUUGAGGGAGUUGGCGUUGGGGGUUGGUUCGGUUUGAAUGAAGAUGGUGCGCUUAGGUUGCUGGGGAGAGGGUGUUGUUGGGUGCCAUGAUUGGGGUUGGAGACGGGGGCGGAGGCCGGAGGUGGUGGUGUGGGCUGCUCGGCGGGGAGGUUGUUGUGAUGGUGGUUGGUGCAGGAGACGGAGGAGGGAUGUGGUUGUUCGGCGGCGGGCGGCGGCCGAGGAGGGUUGCGCUACUAGAGGCGCGAUGCCUCGUAGGAGCUUGGUCGAUGGCAUGGUGCGCUGAUUCCCUACGAGCGCGAAAUAUAGAUUGUGUUGAGAUAGAGUAAGAUGGGCUCGGUAGGUCAAGUCUGAAAUUAUGGAGGGGCCGAAAGAUUGCCGGACGAGACCCGGCAGCGGGAUGGCUGACAAAACAGUUUGUUCUGAGUUGAUCCGCUAAAAUAUUUGCUGCGUCAUAGGUCUCGGCGCAGGGCCCACUUUAUUUUGAACCCUGCCUGUCACUUUAUCUGGACUUUCAACAUCUGGAGAAGGGUGAUGUGAAUAAAGCAUCCAAAUGUACAUGUCUGUCUCGUCUUUUAUGAGACUUCCGUACACAUAAUCAUAGCAUGCCGUCUGUUAGAAACUAGUUGAGGUCCCAGUGCCAGUCAGUGUACCGCAAAAACGCGACCAGUUGCCAAUUGGUCGCCCAAACAUUCAGCUUCAGCGAAUCACCAGUGUGUAAGGACCUUGUUCGAAGACGCAAGACAUCUCACUCUUGAAAGGAUUGUUCUAAACAUCUCGCCAAUCUCGAACCCAGCCGACCCGGCGAAUCACAGACUUCAACUUACAACUUUCACGCUCUCCCACCCGAUUGGCGCUCCGUCUCGAACCUCACCUCCAGUUUGCGCCAGCACUGAACACACAACCAUGGCUCAAGACGAUGGCGGGAUGGCCUUGCCAGGUCUGAACAAAGGCCCCAAGAUCACAGAAGUGACAGCACCCACCGCCUCCCCCCAACCAUCACCAUCACCAUCAGCAACAAUAACCCAACCACCAACCGAACCAUCACCAGCAACCCUCGGCGCAGACGAAGAAGAAGAAGAAGAAAAAGAAGAAGAAAAAGAAGAAAAAGAAGAAGAUGAUGACCCCCCUCCACCCCCAAAACCAGCGCCAAAACUCUGCGCCGUAUGUAACACCCAACCAGGCAAAUACAAAUGCCCCCGCCCCGGCUGCGCAAUGCCAUACUGCUCAAUCCCCUGCCACAAAUCCCACAAAUCCAACCACCCGCCCGACCCUCCCGCCCCAACAUCCCAACCCACCCCCCAAACCACCGCUCCCAAUCCCUCUCAGCAAACCAACAACGACCCCUACAGAAUCCUCCUCGACCACGCCCACGUCUUCCAGCGCCUAGUAAAGAAAUACCCCUCCCUCCCAUUCGUCCUCGACUCGAUCCACUCCCAGACUUUGCCCCCUCCAACACCAUCUUCCAGUACAACAACACCGUCUUUCCUCCAGAACAAUAACAGGAAAAGAAAAGAACCGCCUUGGUCAAAGGAUGUAGGGUUGAGGAAGGGGGCGAGCGCGCUGAAGAAGGCGAGGACGGACCCGACGGAUAGGGGGGAUGGGGUGAGGGAGUUUUGUGAUGCGGUGCUUUAUUUGUUGAGUUUGGGGGAGGAGGAAAAGGGGAAAGGGGAUGGGGUUGGGGAUGGGGGGCCGAGGCCGGUGGCGGAACGGGCGGUUAAGGAGGUUGGUGAGGAGGUUAGGAGGGAGGAGAGGAGGAUUGUGGAGGGCUUGUUGAGGGAGGAGGAGGGGGUGUGA
This is a messenger RNA of Podospora pseudopauciseta, 4526 nucleotides long. RefSeq lists its product as uncharacterized. The record is from RefSeq and is a predicted model, not a curated record. The transcript is spliced from 3 exons. The coding region runs from base 3636 to 4526 and encodes 296 amino acids. NCBI's taxonomy places the organism in Eukaryota, Fungi, Ascomycota, Sordariomycetes, Sordariales, Podosporaceae.